Molecule: messenger RNA, 327 nt
Organism: Closterium sp. Naga37s-1
Lineage: Eukaryota; Viridiplantae; Streptophyta; Zygnematophyceae; Desmidiales; Closteriaceae
Source: the annotation of a GenBank genome assembly
AUGCUCGAGUUUACAAGUUGCCUUGCCUUCUGCAUAGCUUCGAAGAAUGUAGCAGUGCUUCUGCAGUUGGCCCUCUCACUAUUUCCCUCCUUGGCAGCACAGCUCAAAAGGAAAAAGGACCAUGGCCGAGCAGAGGCCCUCCUGAUUGCCACCUAUGGCACAAACCUUUGGCCUCCCUCUGGGAAAAAGGCGAAGAAGACUCGGGGAAGAGCCAAGGCAGCGAUUGGGGAGGCUGUGAGAACUGGUGAGGGCAUGGAGGAUGGAAGCAGCAGAAUGGAAGCGAAAGAGGAUUCAGAGCCAUGGUCCAUGCCUUUGCCUGUGAUAUGA